Mucor velutinosus is the source of this 5727-nucleotide messenger RNA. Its product is annotated as ABC1 domain-containing protein. The record is from RefSeq and is a predicted model, not a curated record. NCBI's taxonomy places the organism in Eukaryota, Fungi, Mucoromycota, Mucoromycetes, Mucorales, Mucoraceae. Gene Ontology annotation, molecular function: chitin synthase activity; cytoskeletal motor activity; ATP binding. Gene Ontology annotation, cellular component: cell periphery; cell septum; myosin complex. The transcript has 4 exons. Bases 1 to 5727 code for a protein of 1908 amino acids.
AUGACCACACAACAACAACAGCAACCACUUUACAUAUCCGACCUCACACAGCUCACUCGAGAUUUAUCAUCUGACGAGCUUGCUGAAUUGCUGCGUCAACGGUACCUGAACGAUGUGAUUUAUACCAACAUUAGCCCCUCCAUCUUGAUUGUGCUGAAUCCGUACCACCACAACAACACUGUCCAGGCAGACUACAUUGCCGAAUACAAAGAUACUUCUAGUGCAAAGGCAAACCAAUGGAAAGAACCACACAUUUAUCAGCUCGUGAAUCAUGCAUAUCUACACAUGCGAAGAACUAGUAUAAAUCAAUCCAUUUUAUUCAGCGGUGAAAGUGGCAGUGGUAAAUCAGAGCAGUUUAGACAAUCCAUCAACCAUCUCAUUGCUCUCAGCACACAUCGAAAGACGACUCGUACGCAAGCCAAUGUGAUUCAUGCUCAAAUUAUCCUUCGCGCGUUCAGCCAUGCAAAAACUACACAGCAUGAUGAUGCAUCCAGAAGCGCCCUGUUUACAGAGAUUCACUUUUCAGAAAGAGGCAGACUGGCCGGUGCAGUGUUCUUGCCCUAUGCACUAGAAAAGUCAAGAGUGUCAGCAGCGGGCCAGGACGAACGCAACUUUCAUGUAUUUUAUAACCUGUUGGCAGGUGCUACGGCAGAGGAAAAGAUCCGCCUUGGUUUGUCAGAUUGGUCCACAUUUCAAUACCUCUCCAAGACAUCGACGUCGAGAGCUUCCUCUUUGGACGAUGCCAGUGCAGAUGCUGAACUGCGCAUUGCUCUGAAGACAGUGCUAUUUCAAAAGCAUCGAGUAGCGCAAGUGUAUCAGAUUCUGGCAGCUAUUUUACACUUGGGCAACAUACACUUUAUCGAAGACGCCAACAACGCCCAAGAUGCUGCCACCGUCAAGAACCUAGACACACUGACAACAGCAGCUGAUUUGCUGGGCGUGGACCCCGACUCGCUGAUGAGUGCAUUGACGUUCAAGAGCAAGCUGAUUAAACGAGACAUCACUACGCUCUUUUUGGAUCCUGAGCAGGCGAGUAAACAAAGAGACGAUCUCGCUCAAUCACUGUAUUGUUUGUUGUUUACCUGGCUUGUGGAGCAAAUAAACGAUCGUUUGACGCCAAAGAGUUCAUAUAGCUUUAUCAGCUUGCUCGAUCUCCCUGGCUGGGUGUAUUCAAGACCAUCUGGUACUGGCUUUGAUCAGCUGGCGUUCCACUUUAUCCAAGAGACAGUGCACCAGCUCAUGUAUGUCAAUAUCUUUGACCGCGAUAGACAGGAAUAUGCAGAGCAAGGCUUGGCCAUGAGCAGCGACCAUUGGCCAACCAGCCCGGCUAUUGUCGAUCUCUUUGUGCAUCCCUCCAAGGGCUUGUGGUCCAUCAUGAACGCACAAGCAUCUCGUCAGCAGAACCAGCAGAGAUACAAUGACGAUGACACACUCAUGGACAACUAUGCCAGUGCCAAUAAAAGCGCCAUCAUUGAACAAUUGCUUGCCUUCAAGAAGAGCGACACUGGUUCAAAGCUAUUCAGCAUCCAGCACUUUUGGGGAUCAACUACUUACGAACCACGCAGCUUCACAGAGCGAAACCAAGACUACUUGUGCAACGACUUUAUUGCGCUGUUCAGUGGCAAUGCCUACAACCCGCCUACUUCCAACGGCCUUGUCGCUUGCUUAUUCGACGACGCUAUUCUAGGCCAUGAUGAUGGCACAAGAAAUCGUGUCUAUUCUCAGCAACAAGGCAUUCGACCGCUGAGAUCACCCACCACUUCCACGCCAGCCACUACCAACACAGCUACUUCAUCAUCUGUCAACGACCACAAGGCAGAUGUCAAGUCCACCGUGUCGACAUCGUUGCAGUCUGAUGUGCUUACUAUCGCUGAUCUCCUGGUGACAGGUGUCUCUGAUUUAACGCAAGCUCUCUCCAACACGCUGUCGUGGUCAGUUUUGUGUAUACGGCCCAAUGAUCUGUCUCUUGCCAAUUCAUGCGAUGUCAAGAAAGUAGCAGUGCAGCAAUCCCAUUUCAAGUUACUAGACAUGAUCAAGCGAGUAAAAGGCGGUUAUUACACAACGGCAUUCACACUGGACGAGUUUUGGGAUAGAUACCAUGUGUCGCUGCCAUUGACCAUGAACACCAUGUUGGACAUGAACCUCCCACUGAGAGAAAGAUACAUCUACAUGGCACAGUCUCUGGGCUGGAACGACACUUGUAUUGCUAUUGGGAGAUCAAAGAUAUUCCUUUCCAACAAUGCAUUUCGAAUUCUGGAAGAUGAUCUUCGCAGCCUAGAAAAGACAGAGUCCAAAAAGGCCAAAUUGUCGAUGAUGGGCGGCUCUUUGCCUGGCCAAAAGCCAUUUGACAUGUACUCUUUCAAUGACGAUGUCAUGUCUUCUGCUGUGUCCGAAGACGAUUACAUGGACGAAGCUGGUUUACACGAAUUCAACGGUUCUGACGUCUUCUCACAAGCUACCUUUGACAACAGGAGAUCCAAUACGUUGCUCAUGUCUGGCAGCACACGACAAGACUGUGCUGCUGGUAUGAAUGAAAAGGAAGAGCUAAAGGCAACGGAUGCAUCAGCGGCCAAAGAAGAAAAGGAAGAGGAAGCUGCCACUGGUAUUCGUCGCAAAUGGCUCAUGUUUGUAUGGUUUCUCACGUGGUGGGUCCCUUCGCCUGCGUUGAACCACUGUGGUGGCAUGAAACGUCGUGAUGUGCGUCUGGCAUGGAGAGAAAAGGUUGCUCUCUGCUUGCUCAUCUUUUUUCUGUCAGCAGCCAUGGUCAUUUUUAUCGUAUUCUUUGGUCCCCUUAUCUGUCCGCAUCAAGAUGUCUACUCUCUUUCUGAACUGCAAGGCAAGACGGACAAGAAGAGCGCCUAUGUUGCUAUUCGCGGUGAGGUGUUUGAUUUGACCAAGUUUGCUCCUCAUCAUUGGGCUUCAGAAGUGAUUCCUGACCAUGUGAUUUUUGACUAUGCUGGUAAAGAUGCCACCAGUCUGUUCCCUGUGCAAGUCUCUGCUCUGUGUGAUGGCACAACAGGCAGAAUCCCUGAAGAGCUGGUGCUUGAUUUCCAAGUCAAUUUGACGGACCGUAAUGCUGCGUAUCAUGAUUUCAGGUUCUUUACCAAUGAUUACCGGCCUGAUUGGUACUUUGAGCAGAUGGUAUACAUGCGCAAGAACUAUCGCCUGGGCUUCAUGGGUUAUGAGCCAGCAGACAUCCUUCGUCAAGCAACCAAUGUAGUAAAUGUAGGAGACAUCAGUACGCAUCGAAGUUGGGCUACUCUGCACGGCGAUGUGUACGACUUGACCUACUAUUUGAUGGGUGGCAGAGCUCCUAGAGCCCCUGAAGGCAUGACACCUCCCGCGAAUCUGGACCUCAACUUUAUGGAUAACAGCAUCGUUCAGUUGUUCCGUCAAUUAGCUGGCACUGACAUCUCCAAGCACUUUGACGCCUUGCCCAUCUCAGACGACCUCAGAAUGCGUCAAUUGGUGUGUCUUCGAAACCUGUUCUUUGUUGGCAAACUGGAUACGCGCAGAUCGCUUCAAUGUCAAUUUUCAGAGUACUUCUUACUGAUUGUUACUGGCUUCUUGUGUGCUGUGAUUCUGUUCAAGUUUUUGGCUGCAUUGCAGUUGAGCUCGUUCCGUGAGCCUGAAGAUUACGACAAGUUUAUCGUGUGUCAAGUGCCUUGUUAUACCGAAAGUGAGGAGUCUCUUCGCAAAACCAUCGAUUCUAUUGCCGUCUUGCGCUAUGACGAUAAACGCAAGUUGCUCUUUUUGGUCUGCGAUGGCAUGAUUAUUGGCAGUGGCAAUGAUCGUCCUACGCCUCGCAUUGUGCUUGAUAUCCUUGGUGUGGAUCCCAACGUAGACCCUGAGCCCUUAUCAUUCCUGUCCUUGGGUGAUGGCAUCAAACAGCACAACACAGCCAAGAUCUACUCGGGGCUGUAUGAGUGCUCCGGCCACGUUGUCCCCUAUGUGGUGGUGGUUAAAGUAGGUGCUCCCAAUGAGCGACAAAAGCCAGGCAAUAGAGGAAAGCGUGAUUCCCAGAUGGUCUUGAUGCGAUUCCUGAACAAGGUGCACUUUGAAUCCUUAAUGACGCCCAUGGAGCUCGAGAUCUACCAUCAAAUCAAGAAUGUCAUUGGCGUGAAUCCCAGUUUUUAUGAGUUUGUGCUCAUGGUAGAUGCAGAUACUGAGGUGCUGCCAGACUCGCUCAAUCGCAUGGUCUCCUGCUUUGUUCACGAUUCCAAGGUGGUGGGUCUGUGUGGCGAAACCAAGCUGGCCAACGAAAAAGACAGUUGGGUCACCAUGAUUCAGGUGUACGAAUACUACAUUUCGCACUUCUUGUCCAAGGCAUUUGAGUCUCUGUUUGGCUCUGUCACCUGUCUACCUGGCUGUUUCUGCAUGUACCGCAUCCGUUCGCCUGGAAAGAACCAGCCUUUGCUCGUCAGCAAUCAAGUCAUUGUGGACUACGCCGAGAACAAGGUCAAUACACUGCACCAAAAAAAUCUGCUCCACCUGGGGGAGGAUCGUUAUUUGACCACGCUGAUUCUAAAGCAUUUCCCUACUUACAAGACCAAAUUCACUGCUGAUGCCGGCUGCCUCACCAACGCCCCUGAUAGGUGGAGUGUGCUGCUGUCUCAAAGACGUAGAUGGAUCAACUCGACCAUUCACAAUCUCGGUGAGCUUGUCUUUUUGCCUCAACUAUGUGGUUUCUGCUGUUUCUCUAUGCGUUUCGUCGUCAUUCUAGACCUUCUCAGUACGUUGGUCAUGCCUGCCGUGGUUUGCUAUCUCGGUUUCUUGAUUUACCGCUUGGCCACGAACGCUGGUCAGGUGCCGUUUAUCUCGAUCAUUACAUUAUGCGGUGUUUACGGUCUUCAAGCCAUCAUUUUCAUCGUUCGCAGAAAGUGGGAGCACAUUGGAUGGAUGAUUGUGUACAUUCUCGCUAUUCCUCUCUUCUCUUUCUUUAUACCCAUGUACUCUUUCUGGCAUUUUGAUGAUUUCUCUUGGGGCAACACGCGUUUAGUGCUAGGCGAUGAUGGUCAAAAGAAAGUGCUGCCAGCAGACGAAGGCAAAUUUGAUCCCAAGUCAAUCCCCCUCAAGAAGUGGAGUGACCACGAGAACGAGCUCUGGGAGACAGGUUCUGCUGAAACAAGAGGCACCACAAUCACCUCGUCUACCACUCGUCGCACUGCAUCUGGCUUACCUCCCGUAGUAGGCUAUUCUCCAAUAAACAACGGCUUCACGACGCCGGUGGUGAAUUAUGCAGCCAGUAUGAACCAGAUGCCAAUGGCGGCCACUGCUGCUGGUAGUGUCAUCAAUGGCGGUCAAGUCUACAACGACAAUGCUAGUUUUAGAUACUCGCACCAGAAUUUAGCAGGCCGUGCAUCUUCGGUUAUCAUGGGUCCUCCCUCUGUCAUGAAUAUGGCACCAAUGCAACAGCAACAACACGCACCACAGCAAAUGAACAUGAUGUCUGCUCCUUCUGUUUACAGUGAAGCAAGUGCUACCCAUGGUGGUGGUGUCAUGUAUCCCUCCCUCAUGAACAACAGCGGCAUGCUGGACAACUCGAGUGUAUACCAUCCCACAGACGAAGAGAUUCGUAGAGAGGUCCAGCAUAUCACUGCAACUGCCGAUCUCAUGACAAUGACCAAGAAACAAGUCAGAGAACAGCUCAGUCGACAUUUUGGCAUCAAUAUGUCUUAUAGAAAAGAUUUCAUCAACUUUUGUAUUGAAGAAGCACUCAACUACUAA